Molecule: messenger RNA, 513 nt
Organism: Echinops telfairi (small Madagascar hedgehog)
Lineage: Eukaryota; Metazoa; Chordata; Mammalia; Afrosoricida; Tenrecidae
Product: 60S ribosomal protein L24-like
Exons: 1
Coding region: 1-513 (170 amino acids)
Biological process (GO): cytoplasmic translation
Cellular component (GO): cytosolic large ribosomal subunit
Molecular function (GO): mRNA binding; structural constituent of ribosome
Source: RefSeq, a predicted model, not a curated record
AUGCCUGUUAGGGCCCUCUCUGCUGCUGCAACCUUGAAGGUGGAGCUGUGCAGUCUCCGUGGGGACAAGGUUGACCCCAGACACGGGAGGCGCUACGCCAGGACCGAUGGAAAGGUUUUCCAGUUCCUUAAUGCAACAUGCAAAUGGGCAUUUCUUUCCAAGAGGAUCUCUCGGCAGAUAAACCGGACUGUUCUGUACAGAAGAAAGCACAAAAAGGGUCAAUUGGAAGAAAUUCAAAAGAAAAGAACCCGCCCUGCAGUCAAAUUCCAGAGGGCCAUCACCGGUGCAUUUCUUGCUGAUACAUUGGCCAAGAAGAAUCAGAAACCUGAAGUUAGAAAGGCCCAGCGAGAACAGGCCAUCAGGGCUGCCAAGGAAGCAAAAAAGACAAAGCAGGCUUCUAAAGAGACGGCAAUGGCUGCUGCUAAGGCCCCCACAGAGGCAGCACCUGAGCAAACGAUUGUGAAGCCUGGGAAUGCUCCCUGGGUUGGUGGAGAACACCAAGUUGGCAGGUGA